Molecule: messenger RNA, 4702 nt
Organism: Amoebophrya sp. A25
Lineage: Eukaryota; Dinophyceae; Syndiniales; Amoebophryaceae
Source: the annotation of a GenBank genome assembly
CGACGAACAAGUGAUGUGAGGAGAGAUGUGUUCCACCGAGUGAACGAGGAUAGGCGAUAGUUCAGCACUGUGCCAGCUGUUGCUUCGCCCUGCAGAAGACGAAAAGAAAUUUAAGAUGAUGUUACCAUUACCCCUAAUUACUUAUGCAGAAUUUCUCCCCAUUCUCUUCCAAGGAAGUAAGUCCUUGUCUCCUCAAGAACUACACUUGACCAAAAAAAUUUGGUUUUUCCCCGACGAAUCCUUAUUCCAAUAAUUGAAUCAUGAUUUAUCUUUCCACCAAAAAAACAUAUGUUGCGUUCUUGCUUGUUCUCAAACUUUGAAUUCAAAUAGAAAUCGAAUUUUCCGCAAGUGAUUUUUUCAAUAUCUUCGUUCGAUCAUUUUCCGAGAUUCAGAUUGAGUUUCUGCUGCGGAACAUCCCUGAAUCGUCAAUAGCCCAGCACGACGCAAAACAAGAUGUUUUCUCUCUCCGACCAAGAAGCUGCGUUGGCCGCCGCUGCUAAGCGAUUCGAAGCCAAGACACGGGACACGCUUGAUGUAGCUCCACCAACUCCAAGUCCUCCAGCAAUGGGUCCUUUGUUAACCCCUACUGCGGCGGUUACGCUGUCGAGCGUGGACGUCCAAGGCGCUUUGUGGUUUUUGGGUAUGCCUGCGAGUCGAUACAAGUCAUCGUCUCAGGAUAUGGUGAAAGCAACAUCAAGUAAUACGAGUACGCAGUACUCGUUUGCUAGCGGUGGCGCAGCUCCCGGUGGUGUGGUAGUUGGCACAAGUGCUUCAGGGCCGUCAUCUUCGUCGCCUGGAAAAGGAAAACAAGAUGACGCUGCUGCGACUAGUACAAGUACUAGUAAUGUUCUGCCAAGCAUGCCAGCAGCUGUUAGUGCUUCUAGUAGUCUUAGUUAUCAUGGCGGACCUUCUAGUAGUAGUACGAGUUUCAUCACAGUCAACAGUCGCGAUGUGCGUCUUUAUUGUGCGAAGCUUGUGCAUCAUAACCAGAAUGUUGAGAUUCCUGCUAGUAAUAUAGCAGCAAAAGGCAGUGCUGGCGCUGCAGCAUUACCUUCAUCUCCGCCUCUCUUGGCAGAUGAUGUUGCUUCGACAACUAGCUCUUCCUCUAGCUCCAGUGCGCAUGCAAUUAAGAAAAUACGAGAGCAAGGACAGCAGCAAGAACAGCAUUCUUUUUCCCCUGCCAAACGAUUACAAAAGUCGCCAAUGCUGAAGCAUUCAUCUAGCAGCUCACGAGCGCAUGCUCUACAUUAAGGGCUUCCGAAUUACAUCCCUCACUACCAUCCUUGGCUCCUUUUCAAGGGGGAAAUAGGUCCAGGAUGUUCUGAAGAAUGCAAUUGGGCAGCCUCUAACUACAGAUUCCUCAACCUCCACGCAAGCCCUUGCCUCUUCCAAAAUGGCCAGAAGGCCAAGAACUUCUAGCCUACAUCGAUCCACAGAUGGUGUCGCAGCUAAUAUCAGCAUGGCCUUCCCCAAACCCAGAACACACAGGAGAGGACAGGGGCCGUCAGCAUCUACAGUUUUCGGCCUUGCCAGACUUAUCUUCCAAAAACUGGCUGAUGCAAGAAGCCACUACUAGUACCGAAUUCACGGUACCAUUGGAUUCAAUCACACACAUAGUGGACAACAGACCUGGUUUUACGCGGGGACACAAGUUGUACAGACGGCGCGACUAUGAAGAAUCAAGGUUGGCAGCACUAUCUCUAUCGGCAGGAUUGACUGCUUCUGUAGUAGGCCUCUCUAGUAUUGUUGGUCCAGCACCAGGAGCAGUAACAUCAGUAUUAGAAGAUGGAACCUCAAGUACUACGCCAGUUCAACUAUCUCGCUCACAACUUCGUGGCUCGAACAGUCUUCCUAGUUUUUUAGGGACCACAGCGGCCGCUGGUGUUGACACUCCUCGUCAACAUCAAGACGAGUUCUCAGUAUCCGUCCGAACAAAUGUCGAUAUGUUGACCGGCACAGAAAUAGAGGUGGAAGAUCAUAGCCUGUCGCGGAGUGUCGCUACCAUGCCCGACGCCGACAUUGCCAGAGGAGAGACCGGGAUCAGCUUCCUCAGCUGUGAACCCGGUACAAGUGUGCCUGGGAGUAAAGAGAAAGCACGAGGAGCACUGCAAGAACGACAUGAAGAUAGUCUCCUCUCCUCAGCAGUAUGCCACUCCAGCGCAACAUCGACUUUGAUGCAACAGCACCAGACAACUACUCCUACGAAAGCGCCACAGUCGUGCAGUACUCCGCAACAUGAUUCCCUGUUGAUGUCGGUGAUAGAAAACGACGACCUUUACGAAGACAUUGCGCCUGAAGACGUGCCGAGUGGCGGGAAGUUGGUGCACGCGACCUUUUUCGAGAACCUAGUGGGCAUUUGGAAGGAUGGGGCCUUAUUACCUGGCGCACAGGGUGGUGGACUCCGUAAGACUGCAUCGACACCAGGCACCAUGAGCAGGAGUACUGACUCGUCGGUGGAAGGGACACCGCGAGGAGCAGGAGCUGGGGGAGCAAUUUUUUUUGCAUCGAGUGCGGAGAAGAUUGAAGGUACAAUACAUAGAUUUUGAUGAAGUUGUAGAAUUUGUUUUUCGCAACUCGUGAGAAUUACCUGGGCAUAAUUUUCUCUAUGUGACCUACAAGUAAAAUAGUUUGGUGAAAAUACGAGAGUCAAUGCUCCUGCUCUUGUCCUAUACGGCGCACACUACAGGCCUUCGUCGCCGCCCCGAUGUCUUAAUCGAGGUUCCUAAGGAUGCCGUGAGCGGGCGACGCUUACGUAAGGGAAUAUCAUCCAACACUAUUGCAGUGGAAGGCGCUAUCGAUAGUUCUAUGUUUAGAAACAUUGUUCCGGUUCAACCUGGCGAUCUACCUGAGGAGCUGAAAGCGACAAUUGUCAACCCGUUCGACUUCGAUUCUAUCCCAAUCAUCGACUUGAACUUGGACGAUCGGCCACCAGAUUCGAGUAACAGAAUCUAUGACAGAAUUGCCAACCCUGGUGUUUCGACGAGUACUAACGAAAAGAUUGGCAAACCCAAAGCUGCUUCCACUUCAACCUCCACUCUUCUCAAAGAGCAACUUUUACCCCAAUUAAGACGAGCUGCGGAAGAAAUCGGCUUUUUCUACGUCAUAAAUCAUGGCGUGGAUCCACUCUUGAUGGAUGCUGUUUUCGGGAAGGCUAAGAACUUUUUCGAUCACUCUCAGCCAGCCAAAGAGAAGUAUCUCAUGGACAGCACUGGUGGUGCGAUGGCUGGCUAUUUUGGCAAGGGAAUGGAGAAUCUGGAUGAUGUGUAUGAAGAUGACGUGGAGAAUAUGGAUGCCAAUAGCACCAGUGCAGGUACUACAAGUACCUCAACAGCCGCUAAAACGAGCCGUACGAAGAAAAAAGUCGAUUCCAAAGAAGGUUUUGAUAUGAACGGCAAUCUUGCAGCAGCUGUGAAAGCGUCAAAUCAGCAGAGUGAUACAGCCUUCAGAUGGACAGAAGACACCAAAAUGCCGGAUGAGGAAGUGCCUGGAUUUUCCCAAGUAAUGAGAGCAUAUCAAAAGCAAGCACUUGGCCUGGGACUGAGACUGAUGGACUUGAUCGGGCAAGCAUUGGAUUUGCAGGUAAUCCUUUAUUUUUGGAUGCUUUCCUCUAACUACUCGAAAGCUGAUUUCCUAGACGAUGACCAAAUAAGAAAAAAACGACACAGAGGAAGAUAGCGAGAAAAAGAUCGAUGAAUGACCUACAACUCUUCACUAAUAGAUAGUAAGAUCAUAUACAACCGUUCUAGUUCUACUUCACUUCUAGUCGCGAAAAACAACACCUCCACCAGGAUCGCCGUCCCCCCUCGUCCUCGGCUCAAGAGCCGUCCGACCAAAACAUCGAAGAGGAGAAAAACAUCCUCCUCAACUCGUGCAAAGAUGCGGUUUGUCAUCACCGAGUCCUCCACUACCCACCUCUAACGGAUUAUCACCGAGAAGUCUCAAUCGGAGCGCACGUGGACUACGGCUUCCUAACCUUGCUUGCCCAGGACAUGACAGGCGGUUUGCAAGUUCUGAACAGCAAGAAGAACCUUUGGGUGCACGUUCCACCGAUAAAACACGCGUUUGUGGUUAAUUUUGGGUCGAUGCUGAGCACGUGGACCAGUAACCGGGUGAAAGCGACGGUUCAUCGUGUGGUAAAUCUGAGUUCAAGUGAACGCUACAGUUCGCCAUAUUUCUUGCGACCGGCGUUGAAUUUCGUUUUGGAUCCGACUGUGUUUCAUCAACAACAUGAGGAAACUACCAGUGAAGCUACCAGUAAGACUUGUACUGCUGCUUCAUCUACUGGGAAAGACAAAGAGGUAGUGCCUGCCUCCAGUGCUGGAGGGAAAAAGAUAACAUGUGAGGAGAUGCUGACUAGAUUCUACAAAAAGUCGGGACAAGCUAAGUACCAAUAGAUGAACACGUGGAGCGUUUUGUUCGUUUGAGAAGAUUAAGUCCUUUGGUCUUCCACGGUCUACCUCAUCACUACGUGGGUGAAGCACUACGCUCUCUCAGUGCCUCAUCAUUACGUGGCGCCCGUUUUAUGGAGAGGAUGUAAAGGUCUUGGUCUUCCUCGGUUCAAAUACAUGUUCAUGAUGAAGAACACUUCUACUGUGCUGAUGGUUGUCCUUAAGCUUGACAUACGUAACAGCAUGAAGAUGAACCGUGGCUCCUCAACACGACAACCUCUUUGAUGGUUUCUUUUGUGUACUAGACCACUGAU